Molecule: messenger RNA, 2028 nt
Organism: Arvicanthis niloticus (Nile rat)
Lineage: Eukaryota; Metazoa; Chordata; Mammalia; Rodentia; Muridae
Source: RefSeq, a predicted model, not a curated record
AUGAGGAGAGGUAGCAGGCACCUCAACGAUGAGGAGGAUGUCAGUGGAUGUGAGGACUGUGUCAUCGUCAGUGGGACCUGCAGUGACCAGUUUUCAGACACCAACACUGUUCCCUUGACCCAAGUCUUGGAGACAGUCUGCACAGUGGAGAGCAGAGAACCAGUUGGGAUUCAGACCCCUACUGUUGAAGCCUCCUGUGUUGUCCCUUAUCCUGUCUUUAGGAUCUAUGGUGCCAAUCAGAACUUUGUGCUGCAGAACAAGCUCACGACCAUCCAAGAGGAAAGUCUCCAGCCUGAUGAAGAUGUGAUACCCCAGAGCAUCAGUAUCCCAUUUGUUGACUGGAGCCCAGACAGCCAUCAGGAGGGCAUGGAUACCAGACAGGUGGAUGCAGAGAGCAGAGAUGGAGACGGCACUGAACAGAGUUUGCCUUUAUUUGUGUCUUGGCAGAAAGCCAGGGUGCGAGCUGGCAAGACCUUCCCCAGCAGCCCUGGAGACUCACUGGAGGACCAGCUGAAGCCCAUGCUGGAGUGGGCCCAUGGGGGCUUCAAGCCCGCUGGGAUCGAGGGCCUCAAACCCAACGACAAGGAACCAGAGAACAAAAGUCGAAGACGCACAACCAAUGACUCUGCUGCUUCUGAGUACUGUACCCCACCCAAGCGCCUCAAGACAAACAGCUAUGGUGGGAAGGACCGAGGGGAGGAUGAGGAGAGCCGAGAACGGAUGGCUUCUGAUGUCACCAACAACAAGGGCAAUCUGGAAGACCACUGUUUGUCCUGCGGUAAGAAGAACCCUGUGUCCUUCCACCCCCUCUUUGAGGGUGGGCUCUGUCAGAGCUGCCGGGAUCGCUUCCUGGAGCUCUUCUACAUGUACGACGAGGACGGCUAUCAGUCCUACUGCACCGUGUGCUGUGAGGGCCGUGAACUGCUUCUGUGCAGUAACACAAGCUGCUGCAGGUGCUUCUGUGUGGAGUGUCUGGAGGUGCUGGUGGGCACAGGCACGGCAGAGAAUGCCAAGCUGCAGGAACCCUGGAGCUGCUACAUGUGCCUGCCACAGCGGUGCCAUGGUGUCCUCCGGCGCAGGAAGGAUUGGAACGUGCGCCUGCAAGACUUCUUCACUACUGAUCCUGACCUGGAAGAAUUUGAGCCGCCCAAGUUGUACCCAGCAAUUCCUGCAGCCAAAAGGAGGCCCAUUAGAGUCCUGUCUCUGUUUGAUGGAAUUGCGACAGGGUACUUGGUGCUCAAAGAGCUGGGUAUUAAAGUGGAAAAGUACAUUGCCUCUGAAAUCUGUGCAGAGUCCAUCGCUGUGGGAACCAUUAAGCAUGAAGGCCAAAUCAAAUACGUGGAUGACAUCAGGAACAUUACAAAGGAACAUAUUGACGAGUGGGGCCCAUUCGACCUGGUGAUUGGUGGAAGCCCAUGCAAUGAUCUUUCCUGUGUGAAUCCCAUCAGGAAAGGCCUGUUUGAGGGCACUGGCCGACUCUUCUUUGAGUUUUACCGCUUGCUAAAUUAUUCACGUCCUGGGGAGGAGGAUGCCCGUCCAUUCUUUUGGGUGUUUGAGAAUGUGGUAGCCAUGGAGGUCGGUGACAAGAGGGACAUCUCACGAUUCCUGGAGUGUAACCCAGUGAUGAUCGAUGCCAUCAAGGUUUCUGCUGCUCACAGGGCCCGGUACUUCUGGGGUAACCUACCUGGAAUGAACAGGCCUGUGAUAGCUUCAAAGAAUGAUAAGCUCGAGCUGCAGGACUGCCUGGAGUUCAGUAGGACAGCAAAGUUAAAGAAAGUGCAGACAAUAACCACCAAGUCGAACUCCAUCAGACAGGGGAAAAACCAGCUUUUCCCUGUAGUCAUGAAUGGCAAGGACGACGUUUUGUGGUGCACUGAGCUCGAAAGGAUCUUCGGCUUUCCAGCUCACUACACGGACGUGUCCAACAUGGGCCGUGGCGCCCGCCAGAAGCUGCUGGGAAAGUCCUGGAGUGUGCCAGUCAUCAGACACCUAUUUGCCCCCUUGAAGGACUACUUUGCAUGUGAAUAG